CUGUUUGAGAGCCAAACGUUGCUGAGGACCUAGCAGAGGAGCAGCCGAGGCGAUGGCAGCUGAGGCAGGGAUGCUCGAGCUGCCCUUCGUCCACGAUGACCAGCUCACCCGGUGCAUGCGGCUGCGAUUCCAGAGCCUGCAGCAAAAAAACAUGAAGCCCCAGGAUGGCGAGAAGCUGCUGCAUCCCAACGAGCACGUCUACCGAGUGGAUUUCAUCCGGCAGCACAACCUGCGCUUCCUCCGCUGGGACAUCCAGCUGGAGAGACCUGGAAAAGUUACGGUGACCGGCACCUCCCAGCACUGGACUCCUGAUCUCACCCACCUAAUGAACCGGCAGCUGCUGGAGCCAGUGGGCAUCUUCUGGAAGAAGCCAGGGGCCAAGGAGGUGGAGUGCAAUGAGGCAGAUGCCCAGGAAUUUGGGGAGCGGAUAGCAGAGUUAGCCCAGAUCCGCAAGGUGAUGUAUUUCCUCCUCGCUUUCACCGAUGGCCUCGAGCCGGCUCAGCUGAAGGGCUCCAUUGUUUUUAAAGCCUGA
Haliaeetus leucocephalus (bald eagle) is the source of this 532-nucleotide messenger RNA. It is a transcript of the gene OMP, whose product is annotated as olfactory marker protein. NCBI's taxonomy places the organism in Eukaryota, Metazoa, Chordata, Aves, Accipitriformes, Accipitridae. The record is from RefSeq and is a predicted model, not a curated record. The coding region runs from base 53 to 532 and encodes 159 amino acids. Gene Ontology annotation, cellular component: axon; cytosol; neuronal cell body. The transcript has a single exon. Gene Ontology annotation, biological process: sensory perception of smell; signal transduction.